Messenger RNA from Monopterus albus (swamp eel), 4821 nucleotides. It is a transcript of the gene loxl3b, whose product is annotated as lysyl oxidase-like 3b. Gene Ontology annotation, biological process: collagen fibril organization; peptidyl-lysine oxidation. Lineage: Eukaryota; Metazoa; Chordata; Actinopteri; Synbranchiformes; Synbranchidae. The coding region runs from base 1296 to 3785 and encodes 829 amino acids. Gene Ontology annotation, molecular function: copper ion binding; protein-lysine 6-oxidase activity. The transcript has 16 exons. Gene Ontology annotation, cellular component: membrane. The record is from RefSeq and is a predicted model, not a curated record.
CUGCUAUAUACCGUUACGUCACGUAUGGGACAUCAGGUUGAAGACGGCCAUGGGAUAUAUCAAAUUGUGAUUUCUAUACGGGGUUUGAACAAAAAAGAAAAAUGGAAUAGCUAGCUUCAGGAGUGCUGAUAGGUGGAUGAGGUUACCCCUGGACAGCUAAGGCAACUUUAGCUACAUUUUAACAAUACAAAUGUGAGGGUGGUAUCAAUGUUCUUAUUUAGCUAGCUGGCUAACAUAUUCCUAUAGGAAAAAUGUAGCCUCUUGAGGCGGUCGUUUUUGGUUUGCAGUAUAGGUUAUGUUGUUAUAUGUCUACUAUAAUCGCAGAUUAAUGCAAGGAUAUGAUUAUACAUUUAAAAUUAUUUUCCUGGAUGUUUAGGUACUAUACACGUUUUGAUAGCACAAACUAUCUGUAGCGCUCUAACACAAAUUGUCAGUUGGAUCCUUUUCAGGUUGUUGAUCCUAUUUAGAAUAUGAUGGGCUACACAUUUUGGUAUACAUACAUAACUCAAUAUUUCUAACCCAGUCAGGGACACAGUUGUUAAUUAGUCUAUUUUCACCAUUCAAUAAUGUAGCCAUUGUUUUAAUCAGUCGAUUAAUCAUGAAGUAUGUGAAAUAUUUUUUAAAAAUCCCUAAAAGUGAUGACUUCAGAUGGAUUGUUUUGUUCAACCAGAACUUGUGAAAUCUGCAAAUGCAAUUUACUGAAACGAUAGUUGAGAUCUUUUUUUAAAUCUCUAAUCUAAACUGGAUGAUGGCACCGUUUUGGGAACAGCAGCUGCCAAAACAGAUCGAGAUAAAACAGCGGCACGGCAGCAGAAAUUCCUGAUCAGGUCACAGAAUCUGCUGCAACAGCGGUUGUAAAUCUUCUGCAGUCAUGUUGUGCACUUCGCCAGGCACGUAGGCUGCGUGUGAAAUCCACAUUUUUUGGCCGUAUGCAAGAGAGGACAGCCUGUAACGGAACCAUCCAUGAAAGAGUUAGUGUCCUUCCAGGGGGGAAAGAUCCAGCCCACUCCAGUCCACCAGCCUCCUCCUCCUCCUCCUCCUCCUCCUCAGUGAGGGCUGUACAGCUGGCAAUUUACAGACCAUAACGCAGAAGUAGUAAUUGGCUGCUAAGUGAACCGCUGCCCAGCAAAGUAGACCCGUGUUUGAUAGAGCAGAUGAAUUAGCAGAACUACUGGAGUAUUUACUAAUGUUUUGUCUUAUGAAGUUCAGUUUGUGAGCUUCUGGAUCUGCAAGAUUGAAGAGUCAACUUGCCCCACUGGACCCAUAACCUCAUAUUGGAAACAUAAGCUGAAGGAAUGGAGCAGCCAAGAAACAGGCGACAGUUAGCAUUCAGCCUUGUGUUUGGGUUGUGGUUACCUUGCUGUUUGACCCAGACCCUCUCAUCAAACGCAGCCACUGCAACACCUAAACUGUCACCAUCCCCCCAGCCCCAGACAGAGCGGAUAAGGGUCAGACUGGUUGGAUUCCCCCGAAAACAUAACGAGGGCCGGAUAGAGCUUUUCUACAGGGGAGAGUGGGGAACCAUCUGUGAUGACGACUUCUCAAUAGCUAAUGCCAACGUGCUCUGCCGCCAGCUGGGCUUUGUCUCAGCCACAGGGUGGACCCACAGUGCUAAAUAUGGCAAAGGCCAAGGGAAAAUCUGGCUGGACAACGUGCUGUGUAAUGGAGGUGAAAAGAGCAUUGAAUUCUGCAAGUCUCGCGGGUGGGGCAACAGUGACUGCACUCACGAUGAGGACGCUGGAGUUGUGUGCAAAGACGAGAGGAUUCCCGGCUUUGUGGAGUCAAAUGUUAUUGAUGCCCACGUGGAUGAGAACAAAAUAGAGGAGGUGCGACUCCGGCCUGUGGUCGCUGCGGCCAAAAAGAAGCUGCCCAUCACAGAGGGUGUGUUGGAGGUGAAGUAUAAAGAUGGCUGGGCUCAGAUCUGUGACCUGGGAUGGACCGUCAAAAACACUCAUGUCGUAUGUGGUAUGCUGGGAUUCCCACACGAGAGGAAAGUCAUCAAGAGCUUCUACAAGCAAACAUCCAAAGCUAAAGCUAACUCUAAGUCUAAACAGAGCAGCCCUGGCAAAAGGUUGUAUUUGGAGCGUCAGAAGAAAUACUUCCACAUCCACUCUGUGGCAUGUACGGGUACGGAGGUCCACCUGGCAGCCUGCCCCCUGGAGUUCAGCAAGCCAAACACCACAUCGUCCUGUGAGGGUGGAAUGCCGGUCGUCGUCAGCUGCAUGCCAGGACCGCAGUUUAUGCAAAACAGUGGCUUGAAAAAGAAACUUAAAACUUCGAGCAACGUCAGGCUGAAGGGAGGUGCCAGGCUUGGUGAAGGUCGGGUGGAGGUGCUGAAAGAUAACAAGUGGGGAACAGUGUGCGAUGACCGCUGGGACCUGCAGUCAGCCAGCGUUGUCUGCAGGGAGCUCGGUUUUGGCAGCGCCAAAGAGGCUCUCACCGGAGCCCGUAUGGGGCAAGGGAUGGGUCCAGUAUACAUGAAUGAGGUGAAGUGUGUGGGUGAGGAGAAGUCCAUCUGGAACUGCCCCUAUAAAAAUGUCACAUCAGAGGACUGUCAACACAUGGAGGAUGCUGCGGUCCGCUGCAACGUGCCCUACAUGGGCCUCGAGAACAUGAUUCAACUCACAGGAGGACGGACCCGCUAUGAGGGCCGGGUGGAGGUACUGAGCUCAGACUCUAACGGGACGCAGAGAUGGGGUCUAAUCUGUGGAGAGAACUGGAGCACCAAGGAGGCCAUGGUGGCCUGCAGGCAGCUGGGCUUGGGCUACGCUAACCAGGGCCUGCAAAUCCGGCUAGUGGGCGGCCGAAGCAAUUAUGAGGGCCGAGUGGAGGUUCAGGUUGGGUCCAGGUGGGGCACAGUGUGCAGCACAGGCUGGACCACAAAGGAAGCCAUGGUGGUUUGCAGGCAGCUAGGGCUCGGCUACUCCAUGCACGCCAUCAAUGAAACCUGGUACUGGGACAGCAGUAAUGUGACGGAGAUGGUGAUGAGCGGUAUGAAGUGCACGGGAAAUGAGAUGGCACUGAGUCAGUGCCAACAUCACAAAACCGUCAGCUGCCAGAGAGCAGCGGCGAGGUUUGCAGCAGGGGUCAUCUGCUCAGAGACGGCUUCUGACCUCGUCCUGAACGCCUCUUUGGUCGAGCAGACAGUUUAUAUCGAGGAUCGUCCUCUACACAUGCUCUACUGCGCUGCUGAGGAGGACUGCCUGUCAAAAUCUGCGGCUAAGGCCAACUGGCCGUACGGACACCGACGCCUGCUCCGCUUUUCCUCCCAGAUCCACAAUAUUGGCCGCGCCGACUUCAAGCCAAAGGCUGGGCGACACUCAUGGGUCUGGCACGCCUGCCAUGGCCACUACCACAGCAUGGAUAUUUUCACCCACUAUGAUCUACUGAGCGCAAACGGUUCCAAAGUAGCAGAGGGGCACAAAGCCAGUUUCUGCCUGGAGGACACAGAUUGUCAAGAGGGUGUUUCUAAGAGGUAUGAGUGCGCCAACUUCGGUGAUCAGGGCAUCACUGUAGGCUGCUGGGAUUUGUACCGCCAUGAUAUCGACUGCCAGUGGAUUGACAUCACAGACGUCAGACCUGGAAACUACAUUAUGCAAGUUGUGAUCAAUCCAAAUUAUGAAGUGGCUGAGAGUGACUUCACCAACAAUGCCAUGAAAUGCAACUGCAAAUAUGAUGGACAUCGAAUCUGGUUCCAUAACUGCCACAUUGGGGAUGCGUUCAGUGAGGAGGCAGAGCGGAAGUUUGAGAAAUACCCUGGACAACUGAAUAACCAGAUUUCUUAACCAACAACAUGAGCGCCAAAUAGGGGUGAAUGAAUAAAAACACUCCUCGCUAGUUCAAAAGGCAUUACACAAAUCCUUUGUCUUCAGGUACCAAAAUGGAUUCUCCCACAUUAUCUCUGAUUAUUUGUAGUCAUGGAAGAAGCCGACAAUAUUUUCCUCUGGUGAAUGUGUUGUAUGCCUGAGUUGUUAUACUUGAAUAUUCAAGUGCUAUUCAGUUUUUUUUUCUCAGUCUGUGAGGUAAUUUUAUCACAAAAUAAGAUUUUAUUGUCACUCGUACAGUAUGCAUAUGACAAAUGUACCACCUUCUGUUGAUUUUGUUCCAAGUUCUAAAUGAGGUUUCUUUUUUUUUUUAAAUAACCAGAUUUAUUUUACUUGGACAAAGCAGGUUCAGAACUACCUGAAGCGUUAUCGUUCGAUAACACAUUUAAAAAAGUAAAAAGACAACAUCUGAGGCAGGAACAGAAACGCUUUGGGCUUAAUGGUAAAUUCAUACUGGGCAUUAAAUUUGCAAAUGUCUCUAAACCAAAUCACUGUGGAAUGAAGUCUGAGUGUAAAUGAGCACGUUGCUCAAGAGAAACAAUCUCGUUAGCUGACGUGGUCAAAUCACAACGAGCCUGCCUCCACAGCGACCACAUCUUGUGAAUGUAUUUAUUGCCAAUAUCAAGGUGCUCAAGAACAACACUAACUCGUUAGGAUUAUUGUCCGUUUGCUUUGGAACCAGUUUCUGUAGUUUAGCCUUGUGUAUUUUAAGUCGUUUAGAGUCAGGACAUAGAAAGGUUUGCUGUAUGUACGCUGAUGUAAUCACACACUGCACCAAAUAAAAAGGGAAGGAUUAUAUCUAAGAGAUCCUUUUGAUUAGAGACUGUAUUAGGUCACGUUCUAAAGAUCUAAAGUAGCAAGUCUACUUGUGACAGCAUGUGCCCACCACUUGUGACCAGCUCAAACAAAGACUAAUUUUCUUUCCUUGUUUUGUUGGAACGUUUUUCAAGUUCCUGAAACUUUCCAAAGGAAAAAUAAAAAGGAACUAUUCUACUGA